Molecule: messenger RNA, 825 nt
Organism: Panicum virgatum (switchgrass)
Lineage: Eukaryota; Viridiplantae; Streptophyta; Magnoliopsida; Poales; Poaceae
Exons: 2
Coding region: 1-825 (274 amino acids)
Molecular function (GO): nucleic acid binding
Source: RefSeq, a predicted model, not a curated record
AUGGACGACAUACGCGACUACCUGAAAGAAAAGUUCCUUCCCGAGGAUGAUGCCACCACGGAAUGCAUCGCACGACAGUCCAAACGCUACGCCAUGGUAGAUGGGGAUCUAUAUCAGCACGACACGGACAGGGUCUUUCUCCGGUGCAUCUCUCAGGAAGUAGGCGGCGAGCUACUAGCCGACAUCCACAAGGGCGAGUGUGGGAGUCACUCAUCCUCUCGCACGCUGGUCGGGAAGGCCUUUCGGCACGUCUUCUACUGGCGUACAGCCCUUCAAGAUGCAGCCGAACUAGGCCUCGAUAUUUUGGGACCUUUCCCAAAAGCCAUCGGGGAUUAUGAAUGGUUGUACUUGGCGAUCGACAAGUUCACGAAGUGGCCCGAGGCAACUACAGUCGUGAAAGCCAACAAGAACUCGGCGCUCAAGUUCAUCAAUCCUAAUCGGAUCAUCACCGAUAAUGGAACCCAGUUCACCAGCAACCUCAAGUUGUGCUUCGCCUCCGUCGCUCAUCCUCGCAGCAACCAACAGGUGGAGCGAGCCAACGCAGAAAUUCUCGAAGGGAUAAAGACCUGGACCUACAACGAGCUCAAGAAGCAUUGGUCUAGAUGGAUAGAUGAACUCCCUGCGGUGGUCUGGGCAAAUCGCACCACCCCAAACCGAGCAACCGGGGAAAUACUAUUCCUUCUUGUGUAUGGCUCCGAAGUAGUCCUCCCUGCCGAAGUGACCCCGGGAAGCCCCCGCGUUAGGGCCUACCAGGAAGAAGAUAAAGAUCAUGGUGGCAACAAGAUGUUCUCUAUCUGGAGGAAGUUCGAUGCCGAGCGGCACUAA